AUGCAAGAUGUUUGGUGUGCAAUUUAUGGCAUCGAAUCGAUUCUGAUAAUCAUCGCUAAUAUUGCAGCUAUUAUCAUUUUCUUGAAGAAGAAGUUCCUCAUUUCUAAAUCCUGCUACUUAUUAGUAAGYCUAACAGUUGCGGAUGUUCUCGUUGGUGUUUGUGCAUCUGUUACAGUGGUGGAGAUACGCUACGCCAAAAAUAACCUAUUCARCACCAGCUGCCAGGGAACUUUUCUGAACAAGAUCUCAAUGACUUUCACCAUGUUUACYGUUAUGGCUUCGUUAACAUCUCUGGCAAUGAUGGCUUUUGAAAGGGCGUUUGCAAUCAUUGCRCCAUUCCGUUUUCGACGGAUAUCCAGCAAGCAUUAUUUUCGCGCAAUAGCAUUCUCUUGGGCUGUAUCUCUCAUAUCGUUUCUACGGCUUUACACUUGUUCGAGUGAAAAAAUAAAUAAUUUCAUGAAACUUCAACUGAUGUUGGUAACGACGGUAUCAAUUUUGAUAAUCAUUAUUUCAUAUACUUCCAUUUUAAUCAAGAGAAUUGUUUUUCCUGAAAUUACUUCCAGUGUUGCCAUGAUGAAAAACUUACGAUUAUCCAAAACACUGAUGAUAACAACCUUGGUGGCACUUGUUACAUGGGUGCCAUCUUAUACCAUUCUAAGYAUAGUGAUUGACGUCAACAUAGGCCUUUUAAUGAAAAUGGUAAUAUGCAUCAACUCCUUUGUAAAUCUAUUAGUUUACACAAUACGCAUGUCACAGUUUCGUCGCGAAUUAUACAAGAUGAUUGGAUGCUUGUCUGAAAAUACAGUUCACAUUCAAUCGACGAUAAAGAACUUGACUCCAGCUUCCAGCAACCAAUGCUAUGCGGUAAAUUCAGUUAUCUUCGCCGAAGCAGUCCAAGUAAGAGCGUAACUACCUUUAAUUAAAGUGGAUCAAUAGUUGAAAACUUCUGAACUGGGUUACAUAAUGUGGCUCAUAGCUUUACCUCUUUUGAAGGAAUUGGUGCUAAACAUUACACCUGAGUGUCCUUCUCGUGCCUCGUGAUAUCUAGGCAUCUUUAUCUUGUUACAUGUAAACGUAAACAACAGUUAUCAACAUCUUAUGCUGAUGUGGUACUUAGCUAACCGAUCGGAUCUAACCAAUGAAAAUCCCUUUUGUCUGUUGUGCUUGAGAUUCGUUAACUUAGCGUGAAUAGAAUUGAAAAGCAAUUGUUUAAGAUACCCUUAGGAAUUCAGUAAUAAUGUUUGGAAUUGUUUUUGCUUGAAAUCCUCCUCAAUCAUGUUAUAAGUAGGAAAUCGUCAAUAUAGAUCUCCGAAGCUUUUAAUGACAAAAAACAUUAAUUUCUCCAGAAUCUGAUCCCGCGAUGCAUUGCAAGCUAAGUAGGUGAAGUGUACAAGACGUUCAGUAGUCUAUAAUCCUACUAUAAAGCUCUCGGGGGCAACGGAAGUACAUAACUAGAAUUGUUCAGCUCUAUCAUAAUGCCGACUACAUUAGAUGUUCAUAGCCAUCAAGAAAGGAGAAGCCGUCAAUUUUUAAAUAUCAGGAACAAUGACUUAGGAAUUGAGAAUGGCUUAUUUGGU
Exaiptasia diaphana is the source of this 1577-nucleotide messenger RNA. RefSeq names its product cannabinoid receptor 2-like. NCBI's taxonomy places the organism in Eukaryota, Metazoa, Cnidaria, Anthozoa, Actiniaria, Aiptasiidae. Gene Ontology annotation, cellular component: membrane. The transcript has a single exon. Bases 1 to 909 code for a protein of 302 amino acids. Gene Ontology annotation, molecular function: G protein-coupled receptor activity. Gene Ontology annotation, biological process: G protein-coupled receptor signaling pathway. The record is from RefSeq and is a predicted model, not a curated record.